UGUGAUUUGAGUUGACUCUCAAAAAGCCAAAUGAAAGUUUAUUUAGGGACGGAGGGAGUAUCAUUUUUUUUUUUUUGAAAACAGGGAGUAUCAUUUUAUUAACUAAAAAGAAAAGUAAAAUGAAUAACAAGCAUGAAAAAAACAUUAUACAGAACAUUUACAUGGAAUAUACUCCGUAAGCUAUAUGCUCUCUAUAUUCUCCCAAAAAAAAGAUUUCAAAAUUGCAGCAUGAACAUUUCAACAUUUCUUACAGCGGCAGUAAGUCAGUAACUCGAAGUAGUAAAAUUUUCAGACGUUCAUGUCAACCAAUCGAUUCUGGAACCAGCAGUUACGGUUCCAUUGCAGUUGAUGAAUUCCGGAUCAUUGAGUUCUUACAAUGAGCGAUAGCACCUUGCACUGCCGCCUGCAACUCUUCAAUUGAAGACAUUUCCGACAAACACGCAGCCUUACACAUCACCUGCGGCGAGACCACGACGCGGCAAAUCAUGCCGGAGUGGCUCGGAGAGGACCGCAUCGACGACGGACAGCUAGAAACGUCGCUCCGUCUCCUUCUCAUCCUGGAGUAACUUAAAUUCCCCGAGAACGAACGCGGGGCGGGUUUUUUCCGAUCGGAUCCCUUCAGAAAUCCGUCCGAUGUUUUGGUCCUCCGUUGCGGCGGCGGCGGCUUUGUAUUUUGAGAAAGCUUUUCGUAUAACGGCUUCGCUUUUUUCAGGUACUUUACGACGACUUCUCUGGCGGAUUUGCUCAUCCGUUUUACAGGGGAGGGUCCAGCGGGUACGGAUCCGGGCGCGUGGGCUGAAUCCGGAUGGCGAGCCUUGCGGAAGCCGCAGGAGAAUCUGGAGAGCGAGAAGUUGAGGUACUUGUGAGAUUUCCUGGCGACGGAGUGGUGGGGCAGGGCGGUGAGAUCGGCUUCGUCGGCGGCGGAGGAGGAACGGGAGCAGUCGCGAGAGGAGGGGAGGAGAAGGUCCGCGACGGAGAAGGAGGGGCGGGAGUCGUUAGAGCUGCCGGUGGAGUCGCGGGAUGCGGUGGUCAAGCUGUCGUCGGAGGAGGUGGAGGAGGAGGCGAGGAGGAGAGUGCGGAGCAUGGAGCGGCGAGGAGUGAGGUGAAGGGGGAGGAGCUGGCCCUUGUAGAAGAGCUCGUCGGCGGGGCAUAGAGUGGAAGCGGAAGAAGAGGCUGAGGACGGGCCGCCGCCGCUGGUGGUGAUUGCAACGGCGAACUCGAAUUCGGAUGAGGAAUGACUUGAGGGUGAAGGGGCGGUUUGAGAUUCUGCGUCCAUUUCAUCUUUUCUCCCCCCCAUCUCCGGUGGAGAAAUCACAAAUUCAUACAGAAUAUCAUCGAUGAUUCAGUGUUUAAUUAGUUGAGGAAUUGCGGGGUGGAUGAGAAUUUGAGAUGACGAAGAGUUUUUUGGUACUUCCAGAGAAAGGAAGGAGUGGAC
Molecule: messenger RNA, 1435 nt
Organism: Cuscuta epithymum
Lineage: Eukaryota; Viridiplantae; Streptophyta; Magnoliopsida; Solanales; Convolvulaceae
Source: the annotation of a GenBank genome assembly